Messenger RNA from Gavia stellata (red-throated loon), 585 nucleotides. RefSeq names its product exocyst complex component 7-like. The record is from RefSeq and is a predicted model, not a curated record. The transcript has 3 exons. The coding region runs from base 13 to 585 and encodes 190 amino acids. NCBI's taxonomy places the organism in Eukaryota, Metazoa, Chordata, Aves, Gaviiformes, Gaviidae.
AGCCGCAGCUUGAUGACACGACACAGCAAGCCGGUCCCACCCAUCCUCAUGGUGGACCUGAUCAGCGGGGAUGAUGAAAUGGAGACGCAGGAGGAGAUGUCUCUGGAGCACCUCCCGGAGAGCGUCCUGCACGAUAUCAUCAGCAUUUCUGGCUGGCUGGUGGAAAACGGCAGGAAUCAAGAUUUUAUGCCUGUUUACUUCCAAAUCCGCUCUGUCCAGCUUGACCGCUCCAUCAAGGGGCUGAAAGACCAUUUCCGUAAGAACAGCUCCUCCACUGGAGUGCCAUAUUCCCCUGCCAUUCAGAACAAAAGGAAGGACACCCCCACCAAAAAGCCACUCAAGAGACCAGUCCUCAUCCCAGGUAAUGUGCGUCUAUGUGUGCGUGUGCUGGCCCUGGUGCUCGCUCUCUUCACUUCUGUGUGUGGAGAGGCUUUGCUGGGUCUCUUCUUGCUAAAGCAGAGGGUGUGCCUGGGAUAUUUGGAGAAGGGGGGCUGGCUGGGGAAGGCUGUGACAUCCAGAGAUAACCCCUCUGGUCUUUUAAAAUCAAUCUGUGCCAUUGCUGCUGUUUCCUGGAGCUGUUCCUGA